AUGUUUCUUUCGCGGCUGUGGCUUCUGACCGUUGUCGGAGUAGUUUCCCUGGUUAAAGGGACUUUUGUUGAGAUCGGAAGUCGAAACUAUUAUAUAGAAACCAGAGUGGAGAAGAACUGGUUUGAAGCCUUUCAAGCUUGUCGUCUGCUAAACGCUGACCUUGUAUAUUUUGAAUCCUUCGCUGAAUGGCGCUUAGUUGAUGAAUAUCUUUGGGACAACAACUUGGAUAAUGUCUAUUGGACCUCCGGCACCGACUUGGGGAACAAGGGCUACCAUGUUUGGUUCUCAACUGGCAAGCCAAUAGUACUUGAUAUUUGGAAACCCGGAGAACCAAAUAAUGAUGAAGGCAUUGAACGAUGCGAUGAAAUGGGUUGGAGAAGGAAUGUAACAAAUAGUCACAGAUUAAACGACAAAAAAUGUGACUCUAACAGAAGAUUUAUAUGCAAAGCACGUUAAUAUGUUCAAAAUUUAAACAAAUAAAGUAGAUUUAUUAAAUAACUUA
Molecule: messenger RNA, 502 nt
Organism: Drosophila bipectinata
Lineage: Eukaryota; Metazoa; Arthropoda; Insecta; Diptera; Drosophilidae
Product: C-type lectin 37Da-like
Molecular function (GO): signaling receptor activity
Source: RefSeq, a predicted model, not a curated record